CUGAGUCUGGCGGUUACAAGCUAAGACAUGUUUUCCCGUCUUCGCAAGCGUUUUCAGAGGGGGAAUGUCGAUUCUGGAGAGACUAGAGUGAAGGAGUCUGGCCUUUCGUCUCUAAGUAAUGAUGGACAAAGACAGCACUUCUGGGGAAUGUGGAACGCUGGGAGAGAAACAUCAUCCCCUGGCACUGAACUAAGCAAGAAUCAGGCCAUGAAGGAAAAGGAGAGGCUGAUUAAAGAGCUGCAGCUCAUUACCGAGGAGAGAAAUGACCUGAGAGAUCGCCUGAGGUUUCUGACAGAGAGAUCCAUGAAGAACAGGCCACACUUCAGGCCAAAUCCAUAUUAUGAAGACCUGGAGAGAAUGGAGGAGGCGGUCAUGUCAAUUCUGCACAACUUAGAGAUGGAGAACACUGAGGUCCAUGAGAACAACCAUAAGCUGAAGAAGGAGAUUACCUUCUCUAGAAACCUGCUCAGCCAGCUCCUGAUGGAGAACACAUGUAGGAAGAAGUUGGUCCCACCGAAGCAGGGGAGCAAGGGGGUACAUCUUGAUUGUGCACUGAACCAGAAAUAUUUGGUUGACUUCAACAAAAAAGAUAAAGACCAUCAACGGCAAGAACCAGCAUUAUCAGGUCUCAGAAAGUGCAAGAGAACUGGAAUUGGACACACAGCAGUAAGAGAGCUUCCUGAAGAAUAAGUUGCUUUCUCAGGAGUCCCUGAUGACCAACAUCCUGAAUGGUAACAACAUUUUUUGGAUGAGUUAAUUUGUCAUUUCUUAGAGAUCCUAAAUUAAUAUACCACUAAGCCAGCCUGACUGA
Messenger RNA from Rattus norvegicus (Norway rat), 811 nucleotides. RefSeq lists its product as uncharacterized. NCBI's taxonomy places the organism in Eukaryota, Metazoa, Chordata, Mammalia, Rodentia, Muridae. The record is from RefSeq and is a predicted model, not a curated record.